Molecule: messenger RNA, 2283 nt
Organism: Hypoxylon fragiforme
Lineage: Eukaryota; Fungi; Ascomycota; Sordariomycetes; Xylariales; Hypoxylaceae
Product: DnaJ-domain-containing protein
Exons: 4
Coding region: 399-1682 (427 amino acids)
Biological process (GO): protein refolding; response to heat
Cellular component (GO): cytoplasm
Molecular function (GO): Hsp70 protein binding; ATP binding
Source: RefSeq, a predicted model, not a curated record
UCUCUGCCUUCUAGUUGUUCCGAUAGAAAUAAACUUUGAGAAAGCGCGUCACUUUGAUUGAGAAAUUGCUUAGCGUCUGCUAAGUGUAGCGACGGCGAUAACGGGACAUACAUGCACCUAGUUAGAAACUGCAACUUGCACUACAGUCUACAAGGGCUUGUUUUUCUCUGCUAGUCCGCUACAACCUGGACUCAAAAAGUCAAGGAGUACAGGGACCAAGACCAACGUGCACAUUAUUACAUAGGACUGCCCCGCCAAAUAUUUUCUGCUUCGCAGCCCACUAUACGACUAGAGACAGAGACCCGCCUACUUACUUACUUAGCACCUACACGGCAUAAUCUUCUUCAAGAUAUAUCACCUUUUUCACUUCACAUCACCAUACCCUAUUUUAAUUCAUCAUGUCGUCACCUGGUCCGGGUGCCGAGGGCGACGAUGUCGAAUUGUAUGAACUUCUCGGGGUUAGCAAAGACGCAAGCCAGAAUGAUAUCAAGAAGGCAUACAGAAAGCUUGCACUACAACACCAUCCCGACAAAGUCCCCGAAGAUCAGCGAGCAGAAUCCGAAGUCAAGUUCAAGUCUGUAACUCAAGCCUACGAAAUUCUUCGAGAUGAGGAGAAGCGUGCCAUGUACGACAAACAUGGCAUGGCUGCCUUCGACCCUUCCAGAGGUGGAGGUAUGGGCGAAGAGGUUGAUAUCAACGAUAUCUUGGCACAGAUGUUUGGCAUGGGCGUGGGAGGUGGUGGCAUGGGCGGCGGUCCCGGAGCUGGACCUCGAAGACCGAGACGUGGUCCUGAUGAGGAGUCCAAGUAUACCGUCAGCUUAGAGGACCUCUACAAGGGCAAAACUGUCAAAUUCGCUGCCAACAAGAAUGUCAUAUGUGGAACUUGCAAAGGCACCGGCGGCAAAGAGAAGGUCAAGCCCCAAACAUGCGAUCGCUGCAAGGGACACGGCCACGUGGAAGCCUUUCGACAAGUUGGGCCCGGCCUCAUCACGCGCGAAGCGGCUGUGUGCGAUAGGUGCCAGGGUUCCGGUAACUACUUUAAGGAAAAGGACCGAUGUAAGAAGUGCAAGGGUAAGCGCACCGUCCUAGAGACCAAGCCGCUCGAGAUCUACAUCCCCCGUGGCUCGCGUCAGGGCGAGCGAAUCGUCCUUGAAGGCGAAGCAGACCAACACCCCGAUCAAACACCCGGCAAUCUGGUCUUUGUUCUUGACGAGGAGCCUCACGAGGUUUUCAACCGCAUCGGAGAUGACCUCUCAGCCGACCUUGAUAUCACCGUUGCGGAGGCUCUUUGUGGCUUCUCCCGUGUUGUUAUUCAGCAUCUCGACGGUCGAGGUAUUCACAUUGACCGUCCACGAGGCAAGGUGCUCCACCCAGGACAGGUGCUCAAGGUAGAGGGUGAGGGUAUGCCAUUGAAGCGAGGAGAAUCCAAAGGAAAUCUUUAUCUUAUGGUAAAGAUUGAAUUCCCCGAGGACGGUUGGCUCAAGGACGAUGCGGCGUAUGAGUCUCUUCAGAAACUCUUGCCUGGCCCUCCACCAGAGAUCAAAGUUGAUGAGUCUGACGAAGUGGCUUAUGACGAUGACGCUGACAUUGAUGAGAUGGGUGCAAAUUCGGGUGACCCACGCUUUGGGGAAGGAUGGGAAGAUGAUGACGAGGAGGCUGGACCACAAUGUGCACAGCAGUAAUGAGUUAUGAGUUACGAUCUUUUGGUUUGGCAGAGUCUGGAUAUCUCGGAUGAGGAUCUCGGUUUAUUAUGAACCACGGGCAGUUCACCAAAACCAGGUUCGGCUUUACCACGAAUAUCCCAUGGCAGUGACGAAGGAGAGUCAAUGGCUAUAGAAAUCGCGGAUAGGGAUUUCCCUCGACGGGAGGGAUCAGAGAGAGGAAUUACAUCUCCAUUUUUACGUUAUUAGACUGAGUCCAAUACUGGAACUCUUACAGAACUGCAUGUCGCCGAGAUAUUGCUACCUAGCAAUUAUUCUACAGGAGACUCGGUAAUAUACCAAUCGUAUUUCUCUUACUACUAUGGUUGUUGUGAUGAAUGAUUGGCACAUUCCUGGAUCGGGUAGCACUCUGCCAAAGAUGAUAGGAGGUUAAUACAUUUAAGUACCUAUGUUCCGAUGUCAACUUGAACAUUGAAUGUUGCACAGUGAACCUCAGCAUUGUAGGCUUCAAGUUCAAUGUUCAUUGACCCUUGUAGGUUAGAAUAGUUAUAGUUAGCCACAAGUGGCUGAGCACACACAGUGUCCUGGCAGUCUCCACCUUUGUAUUUCUGUACCCACUCAC